AACCGGUUUGUGUGUUGGCUUCCCACGCCGGGGGUCGAAUUUGCAGUGAACGGCGGUGAAUGCUGUCGUACCAGGGGUGCAUGGGUUUUCUUUCCUCCCUUCCCUUCCAUCGAAUGCAGUAAGAGAAAAGUGUAAAGUGUAAAGUGUCAGUGACAGUAACGUUAAACUGGUUACAUCGAACCGUGUGCAUCGCAAGUGAGACUGUGAGACAUUUGAAAGAACGCAUACAGCUACAUCGAUUGGCGUUUUACUCCAUUCGAAACACAGCGACGGCAGCGAACGGCCCUUCCAUUCGAUGACUUCUGCCAUCGCAGCAUGAUUCCCUGCUCGUUGGGUUAAAAUAUUCCAAGCCGCCAGAAGCUGUGUAGGACGUGUCCGAAGUGUAAGCAAGCAAAACUCCGGCUAGACGGAAACACCCUGUUGAAAAAGUGAACCACAAAAGCGCUCGUGUGCUGAAGGGCGCAUUAGCCGACGCCGCCAACAUGGACGAGACCGGGUCGUCCAGCAACGAUCAUCACCACCAGCAGAGCAACGGUGGCGAUGGUGGUGCCUACGCCUACAAGAACGAAAUCUCCCUCUCGAUCGGGGAUGAAGAUCAAAGCUCGCGCACGAACAGUACGGCCGUUCCGACGCCGUCGCCGCGCCACAUCGAGGUACCGAUGGGGGCCGCCGGCCCGGACGCCGAAACCACGAACGAGUACGCACCGGUGCUGAACCGCGGCGGUGGCAGCGGUUCGCCCAGUUCCGCCAAAUCCAACGGGCUGGACAAUCCCGCGUUCGAGCUCGAGCAGGACAAGCGUCCGCUCAGCUCGUUCGGCCAGGGGAAGGACGAAAAGUCGCUCGGCGUCGUGUCGGUCAACGGGAAGCCGGUAGGCGAGAAGCCGCUGGCCGAAGCCGUCAACCUGGAGCUGCUCAACAUGUCCUCGAAGCCGCCAGCAACGAACGGGCACCAUCAGAAUGGGACGCACGGUGGUGCGGGCGCCCUGCCGGCCAAGAAGGAUACCGAGGUCGAUCUGGGCGAUCCGUACGACGAGUACUUUGUGCCGGUAAACGAGCACCGGAAGUUUAUGAGUGUCUCCUUCCAAAAGUCACGCCACGGCGUCGGCCAUCCCGUGUACGGACGUCAGGGUGUCCGCGGUGUCGACUACACCGGGCACUCGGUUAAUGAGCCCGCCCCCGGAACGAUGGACUAUAAACAGUGGACCAAAAUCACGAGGGGUGAAAAACUCUACGUCACGAAGGACAAGCGCGAGAAGAAGCGCAAAAACUGGCCGUUCUGGUUGCUCGGGCUGGCCGUGCUACUGGCCGUCAUCGUGGUCGCCAUCCUGGCCGGUUCCGGCGUGAUCUUCAACGACAGUCCAACCCCCGUCGAGUCGCGCCAGUUCGGCGACAAGGUAGCGUCGGCGGGUGUGUUCGGUGGCGGCAAAACGCGACCAGGAAAUGGAACCACCACCGCCCCAACGACCAGCACCAGCAGCACUGGCAGCGAAUAUCCAACGACUCCUUCGCCCUCUCCGAGCUCCUCGACCCUACCGCCCGUUCCGCCCGCGACCGAGGAGAGCACCGUGUACGUGCCGAACACGCUCGAGGGACAGAUUACGCUCGCCAAUGUGGAGUUUUUGGACGACUACCGCAACCCGAACAGCUCCGCCUACAGGGCGCUCGCGAUGGAGCUAGAGGAAGAGUUGAAGGACACGCUCAGCACACCGGACGCCCGAGGACCGAUCUAUGUGAAGAUUCUGAACAUGAAGCCCGGCUCGGUGGUGGUGGACUACCGUGUCAGCUGGGAACCGAACACGAUGCAGAUGUCCGAGGACACGAUGAAGCACCGGCUGAACAACUUCUUGCAGCAGAACGGCAACUAUCUGUCCACGUACAUCGUGCCGACGAACACGAUCCGUGUGGCGCGAUUGCCGGACGUUUGCGUCAUGAGAAGCUCGGGCAAGAACUGCGAGUAUGGCUGUACGUUCGAUCCAAAGGUUGGUGAUUUCUUGUGCACCUGUCCAAAGGGAAUGCUGUUGAAUGAUGAAGAUGGACGCACGUGCUACACGCCCGUCCCGGCGAUUAAUGGCGUUGAGGAGACACACGAGGAACCAAAGAGUGAACCGGAACCGGCGAGUGAACCGGAACCUGCAAGCGAACCGGAACCGGCGAGUGAACCGGAACCUGCGAGCGAACCGGAACCUGCAAGCGAACCGGAACCUGCAAGCGAACCGGAGCCAGCUAGCGAGCCGGAGCCAGCAAGCGAGCCAGAACCUGCCAGUGAACCUGAGCCUGCUAGUGAACCGGAACCUGCUAGUGAACCUGAGCCUGCUAGUGAACCUGAGCCUGCUAGUGAACCGGAACCUUCUAGUGAACCCGAACCUGCUAGUGAACCGGAACCUGCUAGUGCACCUGAACCUGCUAGUGAACCGGAACCUAAGACUGAACCCGAACCUACUAGUGAGCCCGAACCCGCUAGUGAACCCGAACCUGCUAGUGAACCCGAACCAGCUAGUGAGCCAGAAGCAACGGUGGAACCAGAACCGGAACCGAAGAGCGAACCCGAACCUGAACCUGCUUCGGAGCCGGAAUCAAGUAGCUCAGAUACGUACACGAAAGCAUCGACUAGUGAUCAUUCCGCCAAGUUGAUUAUAUCUACUGAAGCUUCUACCACGGAAACUGAGCCUAAAAGUGAACCGGAACCGACCUCAGAGCCCGAACCUGCGAGUGAACCGGAACCUGCGAGCGAACCGGAACCCACGAGCGAACCGGAACCUUCCAGCGAACCCGAACCGACUAGUGAACCCGAACCAUCCAGCGAACCGGAGCCAGCAAGCGAACCUGAGCCCGCGAGUGAACCCGAACCUACGAGCGAGCCUGAACCCGCAAGUGAACCAGAACCUACUAGCGAACCAGAACCUUCCUCCAGUAUCGACGCCGACCACAAAUCGACCGAGUCGUCCACCGGUAAACUACUGCAACAAGUGAUUGUAUCCACUACGGAACGUGAAACAACCAUCCCAACCACAACUACCACCAGCGGUCAACGUUCGUCCACAUCGCCUUUGGUCCCCUCAACGACGGAUGAUGAUUCGCAACUGCCCGACUUCAUGUUUGUGGACCAAGAAUCAAUGCUCAAACACUCCAGCACCAUCGAAAGCUCCACCCCGAACGUCAUCGUAACGGUAACGGAACAGAGCGGAAAGGAUGAUACACCCGCACCCGUCACCGAAACGAUCGUGGACGACACACCGAUGCCAUCCACGUCCAGCUUCUUCGUCCCACCAAAACCGACCACUCCGGCCACUCCGGCCGGAUCUUCCUCCACCACGGUGGUGAACGGAUUCGAGGGACGUUCGCUGUCCUCGAACGAUACGGCUGACAACACCGUGUACGCUACGUCCAGCCCGAUCUCCCUCGAACAGUGGCGCUCGUCGACAAGCUUCGCCACCUCGACGGAAGCGUUCGGGCGCGAUUCGGAGGUACAGGACGAAACGAACCCCUUCCUACCGUCGAUCGAAAGCUCGAGCGCACGUAGCGCACCUGGAGCUGGCUCGUACGCGGUGACGGAAACGGUAGUGGAGGCGGAAACAACCGCACCGAUUCUGGCCGGCCACAAUGAGUCCCCGUUCCUGCCGGAGACGGAAAACAACGCAAGCCUGGUGAAGAUACUGCACGAGGGGUUGGAUCGGCACGAGGGCUAUGAGAUCGAGACGCAGCCCCAGUACCUGGAGGUGGUGCCGCUGGCGAAGGACGGCGAUCGGACCGACUACAAGAAGCAGCUGAAUGCGCACGUCACCGAGACGAUCUACAUUACGACGACGAUCCGCAGCCCGGUGCCGGUCACUACGGAGUCGCUCGAGGAGCUGCUGUCGGUCGCCAGCUCGAAGAACAUCGUCGAGCAGACGACGAGCAGCGGUGAAGAGAUGGUGGCCACCAGUACGGAGCGAGAGAUGGAAGAGCCAACGACUAUGAUGGAACAACGAACGGCGAAGGAGGCGUCGAAGAGUGCGACUACUGCUAGCGACAACUCUACGAUGGCUGAAACAGCGCCGAGUGCAGGAGCUUCCUCCACCACGGACCAGCUGGUCGGAAGUGUGACGGAAGCGAUGCUGACGGAAACAAGCAACAUGGACGAUAGUACGGAGAUGGUGAUGCAAACAACAACCACUAACGGGGAUGCGGACCAACUAGCAAUGACCACUCCUGAAGAGGAGCAAACCACACUGCUGAAGGCGAUCGAUGCGAGUGAGAAGCUCCAAAACCAAGCCGAUGAAACUACUCCCAGCAGCAGUAGUACAUCGUCGUCGACAACCACCAGCACCACCACCACAACGACGACGACCACGACGACGACAGCAGCCAGCACCACUACGACAACGGUAGCAGCUGCCACCAACCCACCUCCCUCGGUGGUAACGGAAGCCCUGGACCCCAUUACCGCGAUCGAGAAAGAUCUGAUCAGCCUGAAGGAGAACGAUCUUGCCGACGAAAACAACCUACUGGACAACGAUCUGCGCGUCAUACCGCUGAACUGGAAGAAAGAUGCCUCCACCACCACCACCGAGCGGGUCACCGUGGAGUCAGGAUCGCCGGCCUCCUCGACCGAAUCCUCUGCCACCCUCAUCCCAACCACGACGACCGGUCAUUUUUUAGACGAAACGACGUUUCAUUUGAUUAGAUCAGAGCGAUCAAAUGGAACGUCGUUAAUCGGAACGCGCUUUUCUGAGGAGAACGAAACGGCUAGCGAACCCGCGCCGGCAAUAGUAGCGAGCAGCAGCAGCAGCAGCACGCCGCCUGCUCCCGAAGACACCCGCAUGGAAACACUGCUGCUCGAGCGUGCCAGCACCAUGUUCACCAAGUGUGCGGUCGGGCAGUUCGAGUGCAUCAACGGCACCUCGAUCAAGGACGGCAGCUCGUGCAUACAGAAGGCGGAACGGUGCGACUCCGUGUCGCACUGUUCGGACAACUCGGACGAGCAGGACUGCGAGCGGCUCGGCUGCCCGGGCCACUUCCAGUGCCAGGAUGGUGUGUGCCUUGCCCGGCAGCACGUGUGCGACGGCAUUGCCCACUGUCACGACGGGUCGGACGAGCAGGGCUGCGGCGAGUGGCGCUGCAACUUUGACGAGCUGUCGUGCAAUCCGGCCACCGGCAAUGGGCCGUGCCUGCCGGCGCUGUGGAAGUGUGACGGGCUGGAGCAGUGUGCGAACGGGUUCGACGAGAGCAACUGCCCGGACACGUGCACCAACGAUGAGUACUUCUGUGCCGGGCAGCGCAAAUGCAUACCGGAGGCGUGGCGCUGCGACGGUGCGAUCGAUUGCAGCGACGGCGAGGACGAGCGGUUGUGCGAUUGCCCGCUGGACAGCUUCAAGUGCCACACUGGGGGGUGUGUGGUGGGUGCGUACGUUUGCGACGGGCAUGCGCAGUGCCCGGACGGGUCGGAUGAGUGGCACUGCUAUCAGCUGGAUCGGGCCGAUGGUGGGUUGCGCGUGAAGCGCAACUCCUCCGAAGCGCUGGCCGUUUGUGGGGACGGAUGGAACGGGGCGCUGGCGGAUAUGGUGUGUGCCGAGCUGGGGUAUGCCGGGGCUAGCAAGAUCCUGUUCACGAAGGUGGGCGGCGGCGGCGUCAGCACCGCCAACGGUUCGUUGGUGGACAGUAUGUACCGGGUGACGGAGAAGAACCGGCUCGAGUUUGAACCGAUCCACUCGAUGGAGUGCAACCAGGGUUUACAGCUGUACUGUGAGGAAUAUCGCUGCGGUCGGGAGCGCAUCCAGCCCACGUUGGAGCAGCGUAUCGCGGGCGGUGUUGCCUCCGAUCCGAACCAGUGGCCCAGCCUGGCGCUAGCGUUCAGCAACAAUGCCGCCAUCAAGUGUACCGCCAGCAUCGUUUCUCCACGGUGGGCACUGGCCAGCUACACCUGCAUCAUGGGCAAGACGGAGUUCGUCAACAACCGAAACGUGGGUGACAUGAGCUGGAAGCUGUUUGCCGGCAGUGCGCUGUUUAAUGCCUCGCUUGAAGAUACGGCCGCGGCUGCCGCGGACGCUACCUACCAGAUUGUGGACGUGAAGCGUGUUGUGCCCUAUCCACAGUCCAAGUACAAACAGUUCAUGUACACCGGCGAUGUCGCACUGCUGGAACUGUCCGCCCCGCUCAAGCUGAACGAUAUGGUGGGCAGCGUGUGUUUGGCGGAGGCGGCCAGCAUCGAUUCGGAGCAGCUCUGCCUAACGGCCGGCUGGGGAUCCGAUCUCGAGAGUACGGCCACGACGGAGCAGUACCUCAAGUAUCUGCCCGUACCGACGGUCCCAACGGAGCGGUGCAACUCCUCCAUCCACUACAACGGCGUACUGCCGGAGAAUGCGAUCUGUGCCGGGUUCCUGAACAGCAACAAAACGACCUGCUACAACGACGAGGGUGCUCCACUGAUGUGCUACCUGGACGGGUCCGGCCAGUGGCAGCUGGAAGGCAUACUGAGCUACCACGGCAACUGUGGCAAGCGACCGCAUCCGGCCAUCUACAAUUCGAUUACCUCAAACAUUUCCACCUGGAUACGCAACACCGUCGGGAAUGAUCUAAUGUUCGAACGCGUUACCACCUCCGUAACGGUUGGCAUUGAUGCGACGUCACCAGCGGACGCUGCUGAUAGUACCGGCACGAGUACUACCACUACUACCACCACUACUACCACCGCUUCUACUUUUACUUCUUCUGCUGGCAGUGAUACCUCCUCAAGCGAAGGAACUGCGGAGAAAAUGGCAGCAGCUCCUGCUGGCCGAAGCGAAGAUAGUGGCAGCCCUGCAACCACUACUACUUCCAUCGAUCGGUAAUCGAGGAGCCGAGACACACGCCACAGCUCCAUGUGUCUGUAGCGCAGCUGUAGAGUAGUAAUAGCAGCCGCAGCAGCAGCAGCAGCAGCAGUAAUAGUAGUAGUAAUCGACGUACUCUCACGAGCACGUUUUGUACAUAAUGUCUACCAGUUAAAUAGCAUUGGGGGGGGUUAAUGGGGAGGGAUUUUAUUGAAGUGAAUGGAGUGGAGUGAGAUGGGGUAGAUGCAUAAUUUUGGAAAAAUCUCAUACAACAAGUAUAGCUGAUGGCACCGUGCGCGUUUGUUUAUGUGAGAAGAGCACAGUGAGAGAUAUAAGAGAAAAAGCGUUGAUAAAAAAAGAAAAAUAUGCAGAAGAGAGUAAGAGAGAGAGAGAGAGAGAGAGAGAGAGAGAGAGAGAGAGAGAGAGAGAGAGAGAGAGAGAGCGAAGGAAAGAGAGGCAGGGGUAAUCCUAGUCACAAAAGUUGAAUAUUUUGUGCCAAUAAUUUGAACGCUGCAUAUAACUGGUAUAAGGGAAAAGGAUGUUAGAGAAAGGUGUGUGUUUUUUGUGUACAAUAUCGCCCAGCCGAGUUAUUACACCCAAUGCACAUACGGAACACGAGACCGAACGGAAAAAAGAAGUUCAGAAACGAAUGCAAGCAGAAAGUAAUUAAGACAAUAACAACUCACACCGACACACAACAUACGGGGCUUGUUCUUGGAAGAGAAAGAGAGACCAACAAAAUUCCGUAGAAUCACUCAACAAAUCUGUAUAGAGCGGAUCAUUUUCUACCGGUGGCAAAAACGGAUAGUUACCACCACCCAGCCACUACCGCCCACGCACGAAAAUAUCGAACUUGGAGUACGAUGCAUACAUUUUCUCCUAUUACGUACGACAUACAUGCAUAGAAGGUUCCGUUUGCGCAACCUUCCGUUUACGCAUAUACGCAUCAAAAGGCACGCGCGUGUGUACGACGACCAUUCCCCGCGCACAACAGCAACCACGCGGGAAGGCGUUGUUUUGUUUUCUUUUUGCAAUACUGUGUUUUAAAAUACAUUUAAUUUGCGGUUUUUUUGUGUAUAGUCAACCAAUAUCAGCAGCAGCAGUAGCAGGAGAAGCAGUGCAGUGUCGGUGUUGAUCCGGUUGCUCUAGCAGCAGCAGCAAACACGGCACAACACGCUGGGGAAUGGCGACAAGUUAGUAGAGAGAUCGUACAGUUUUUGUAUGUAAAAGCAAUAAACAAUAUAUAGAAGAUACAAAAUAA
Molecule: messenger RNA, 8046 nt
Organism: Anopheles merus
Lineage: Eukaryota; Metazoa; Arthropoda; Insecta; Diptera; Culicidae
Product: mucin-17-like
Exons: 12
Coding region: 483-6806 (2107 amino acids)
Biological process (GO): proteolysis
Cellular component (GO): plasma membrane
Molecular function (GO): serine-type endopeptidase activity; protein binding
Source: RefSeq, a predicted model, not a curated record